Molecule: messenger RNA, 261 nt
Organism: Colletotrichum tamarilloi
Lineage: Eukaryota; Fungi; Ascomycota; Sordariomycetes; Glomerellales; Glomerellaceae
Exons: 1
Coding region: 1-261 (86 amino acids)
Source: RefSeq, a predicted model, not a curated record
AUGUCUAAUAAGGCAUCGAGACCCCUCUCCAAGCUAUGCUGUCUAGAGCCUAUCUGCGCAAUGAGGGUCUUUUCCACUCAAUCCAAUCUUAACAGGCACAUGAGGUCCAAGCAUGGUCCAUCAGUUCCUGUGUUCUGCGGCAAAUUACUACCAAACCACUCGUCGAACGUCAAGCGCCACAUGAACACUUGUCAAGACUGUCUCGCAGCUAUGAAACUCAUGAUGAAUAUCAUGGCAGACAACGUUGCAGGGGACCCUUAG